Molecule: messenger RNA, 3796 nt
Organism: Gasterosteus aculeatus aculeatus (three-spined stickleback)
Lineage: Eukaryota; Metazoa; Chordata; Actinopteri; Perciformes; Gasterosteidae
Source: RefSeq, a predicted model, not a curated record
CGCGCAGCGCCGUUGCCGUGGAAACGGGACUCCGCGUAUCCAACGCUAAGUUUAAUAAAACGGUUCUUACACGAGUCUGACAUUGAACACAAUGGAGACGGCGGAGAGUACCGAAGAAACGGAGAAUAAAACUAUCGAAGUAACUGUCGUGCGUGGAAAUUACCUGCUGAGCUCGUUAAACCAGGGGAAGAAGACCGGCGUCUUCAGGAGUUCAGUGCAGGUGGAGGUGGACGGAAAUGUGCUGGGAGAGUCGGAGAAGAAGGAGGUGCCGCAGGUGGCGCAGCGCGUGGACUACGACUUCACCUGCGGCCUCCUGUGCCGCGGUGACGCGGAGGCCCUCAGCGAGCUCCUCAGCAAACCCCUCAUCCUGACGGUGAGGGAGUUCCUGCCCGAGGAGAAGAAAGCUGUGGCGAGGACGGCGGUGGUGGGACAAGCUGUGGUCGACCUGCUGCCGCUGCUGCAAGGUCAGUGCAGCUUCUCCGCCAAAGUCCUGCUGAAUCCAGUGUCCGGGUCCGCGGCCAAAGACACCACCCCGUCACAGAGCAGCCUGAAUGUGGAGACAGCAGUUAAAGAGAGACAUAAGCAGUUGGCCAGAAACUUCCUGUUAAAGUGGAAAAAUCAGCAGCCCACCCUGUGCGUGUGUGUCAGUGUGUCGGAUCCGCUGCUCUCCGAGGCCGAGCUGUCGUCCUCCAACCUGCUGAGGGUUACCGUGGAGACGGCCUUCUCCGUCCCCAAGUCGUGGUCGUUUGAGUCGGGCUCCGCUCCCUGCAAAUACUCUGCCGCCCUGGAGGUCCCGCUUACUGCACAGAAGGAUCAGGCGCUGCUGUUCUGUGAGGGGCAGCUGAUGGCCGGCGGGCAGAGGGAGCAAAAUGGCCGACGGAGGAAGAGGCCCCAUCGGGCGCUGCUGGUCCCGGCGAACCACUUCCUGCCCGCCGCCUUCCUGCAGGCGGAGCCCGUGGAGGAGGAGGACGGCGAGCUGACAGGCUACGAGGACCAGGCGUUUCGUGAAACUGUGGAGACCACAAAGAACAGGGUGAGCUGGGACACGGAGAUGCCCUGCUUCCUGGACGCGGGAGGAACGAGCAGGCUGCGGCAGAAGAUCACAGAGAGCAGACUGUGGCCCGUGGAGAUAAUGAGGCUGACAAAGGCAGCAGAAACCAAGAUGCUGGCCGAGGGGAACCUGGAGAUCCCCUUCCACGGUGUGGCGUUUGUGGACUUGGGGCGGCUGCUGUUCCCUGGAGUCCGCCGCAUCCGGGGAGCCUACAGCAUUCAAACCUUCUCCGAGGCUGAGCUGCUGAAAAAGGCCAAGCGGAGUGGCAGUGUGUUAAAGGAGCACGUCAAGUUUGCAGCUGACCAGGUCAAAGGUCGUGCAGGCUCUGCUGCGGGCUCCCACAAGGCGAGGGCGCGGGGAGCCAAGGAGUCCAAGGAGCCGGCCAAAAAGCAGCACGCCAGUCAGAGCAGAAUGACUGCAGAUGAUGUGGGGGCCAGCGGGGGGGCCGAAAGUGUGCUGCACCUCAAUUUGGAGGCAGAUACGUAUGCCGAGGCCCGAACUUAUAUCAUCAUUGAGAUAACCUUGGAGAAACCACUGGUACCCAAAACCCCCGCAGAGGAGCUGUCCAGUAGGGUGAGGGCGUUGAUCCCUCCCAAACCUCCACACCCAGCGGGUCCCAGCAGAGCGGAAACAGCCGUGCUGGACUUCCACAGGCAGGUGGGCAACGUGGUGACCCAUGUUUCGGACCAGUACGGGGAAUUGUUGGCAGCCGGGUGGAAGGCGUCAGAAAACUGCAGCCGGGAGCAGAUGCACGUUGAGCUGAUGGGAUCGCUCAACGACUCCGGGAGAUACUUCGCCUUCAAGGAGCAGAUGAAGCAUGCGGUGGUGAGGAUCGUGCGCGACAAAAUGCAGCGGACGGAGCCCAUCAAUGACCCUCAGGAGCUCAAACGGUUUGUCAGCAAGCUCUAUGUCUACCUGGCGGACGAGAUGCACAUAGCUCACAACAAGAUCUACUCGCAUGACGUCGUUGAUGACUCCCCGGAUGAGAUCCAGUUGAGUUCUUCUCAGCUCAGACAUUUUGCCAGAGAGGCUCAGCUCGUUGGGGAUUAUCAGCAGGCUGUGCAGCACUACCAAGAGUUGGUGGUGAGGGAGCCGACUGACCCCUCCCACAAGUUUGAGUGGGGAAGCCUUUACAUGCUGACCGGAGACUACAUGGAGGCCAGAGAGUGUUUCCAUGACGCCGUUUCCGUCCAGCAGGCACACAGGCCCAGCCUGAUGAUGUGCGGCGUCUUGGCAGCGAUGUUUGAGGAACACGAGGAGGCCCGGACCUUCCUGCAGAGAGCCACCAGCAUAGAGCCGCCCAGUGUGGUGGCCUGGACGCUGCUGGGUUUGCACCAUGAGAUCCAGAGCGAAUCCAUCCUGGCAGAAAGCACUUUCCUGGAGGCCAGAAGGCAGCUGAGGGCGAACGGAGCAAAGAAGCGAACACAGAGCGCGGAAGAGGAGGAGGAGGGAGAGGAGGGGGAGGAGGAGGAGGAGGAGGAGGAGGAAGAGGUGGAGGAAGAGACACCGCUAGACCAGGAGCAGGACCGGAACCAGAACCCGGACUCUGUCUCAGAGGUGCAAGGAGAGCCUUCGGUGAACAUGAGCUCCAGCUCCAUAUCAGCUCCAACUAAACUCUCCUCCACCAUCUACACGGAGGCGGCUCAGUUCCUGCUGCAGAACUCUGCUCUGCAGAUGGCGGAGCGAGCCCUGUCCCUGGAGCUGCUGUCAGACGGCGGUCCCAGCGCCUCCUACCCUCUCCUCCUGGCCCGGCUGCAGCUGCUCCGAGCGGACUACCGCGGCGCCGCCGACAGCCUCCAGGAGGCGUUGUCCGACAGCGACGCGUGGGCGCUGAGCGGCCACUGCCACUUCCUGCUCGGGGCCUUCACUGACGCCCGCAAGAGCUACGAGUGGAGCCUGAUCUUCCCGCAGCCGCCAUCAGACUGUCACCUCGUCCUCCUGCGCCUGGGAUCCAUCUACCUCCAGCAGGAGAAGUAUGAGGAAGCCAAAGGCGUGUACCUGCGGGCUUGUGAGGCGUCUCCGUCCUGCCUCACCUGGCUGGGCCUGGGCACCGCCUGUUACCGGCUGGAGGAGCUGUGUGUUGCUGAGGAAGCUUUGACUGAGGCCAACCACCGGAACUGGCAGAACGCAGAGGUGUGGGCUUACCUGUCUCUGGUCUGCCUCAGGUCGGGCAGACAAGAGGAAGCGGAGCAGUUUCAUAAAUAUGCAACAAGGUUCAACCUGCAGGAGGAGCCGUUGCUCAGAGAGUUCGCUGAGCUGAAGGAGCAUCUCCGCUUCAGGACGCUGGCGUCCUGCUUUGGGACCAGCUCUUAAAGUACAUUUCAUGCCGAACACACAAAAGACGUUUUUAUUGUAUUUUUAAGCAUGUAACACGGUCAGGUUUCACAGACUGUUUAGUAACUGUAAUAAAGUCAAACAAUGUUUAGUAUCCACAUUACAAACAAACUCAAAGCAACGCAAAUAGUCCCAAAUGUAUACAAAACAACCGCAAUAUUCUUUUUAAAAAAUGCAUCAGGAAGACAAAAGGGAAGAGGGCAUGUGGUAUCACAGAACAUUAGAAAUCGUCUCACUUCUCUCGUCGCUUUCACCUGCCGAGACCUCGUAGUUCUAAAACGUCUCGGCAGAUUUUGGCACAAUCCUUCCUGCGCUGGAAAGGAAAUGUUCUGUUCGAUGUGUCUCAAUUACAAUCCUGUCAAAUCUAUUUACAAUGCUAAUUUUUACAUUAAAUGUCCUAUUUCAAACGAG